Molecule: messenger RNA, 5990 nt
Organism: Thelazia callipaeda (thelaziosis nematode)
Lineage: Eukaryota; Metazoa; Nematoda; Chromadorea; Rhabditida; Thelaziidae
Source: the annotation of a GenBank genome assembly
AUGUUAAAAUGCGUUACAUCAUUUAGGUUUUUGGAUUAUCUCGCUGAUCUUUGUGUUUGUCGUGGCGAAGCAAACAAAAAAGUUCAAGAAUUGAUUUGCAACUGUGUAUUAAGCAAAUUAAAUCGUGAUAUAUUUCUUACGACUAAAAUCAUUUCUGAAGAUGGUCAUGAUGAAGUGUGGAUUUGUUCUCCGCAUUCCUUUUGCAAGCCGUUAGUUUCUAUUGCAAUGAAUGCUGCAAAAGAUGAAGCGAAAGAUUCUGAAAUACUUGAUUAUUACAAACAUCAACUUGAUCUUCUGGCCCAAAUGUGUCAAGAUCAGCAAUAUCUGGCAAUCGACCCUCCACCUGAAAGAUGUCUUCUAAAUCUCAGUUUAGAAUUACCUGCUGAGCUCGUUUUUAGAUGUAUUUCGGAUACAAGAUUACCGCAAGAUUUACGAGCAUCAUUUACGCGCCUUAUGUUACAUCUGCACGUUAUACGUGGUUCACCAUUUAGCGCCAUACACCAUGCUCGUUUAUGGCGCGAAAUCCCGCAUCAUGUUACUGUUUCUGGGGGCUCAGUUCGACCAGGAAACAGAUAUACUGACAGUAGUCAUGUACGAAGUGGCGGGCAAAUUUUUGAUAAUGUUUUAAGAACUAUCGACUUGUAUUUUGAAGAAUUGCUUAAAAUGACUAAAGAAGGUGGACCUGUCUUAGAUCCAAGUGUAUCGAAACUGAAGCAAAAUCAGUUAACUUUUGAGAUUGUAAAACUUGCCCGAGCACUUGCUAAUUUUGGAUUUUAUAGUUUUGCCAAUUUGCUCAAUCUUGCUAAAAAUUUAUUGGCUAUUGCUGAUAGCAGUCCAAAAAAAGCUGAAAGUAAUGAUAUGAAUCUCAUGAAAAAGUUAUCAAAACAUAAUUUUUCGCAUAAGGAUUCGGCUGCAUCAUGUAUGGAAAAUUCUGCUCAAGCCAAAAAAAGUAAACAAAUGAUUCAGCAAACGAAACUAAUAAUCGUCGAAAUUUUAAACUUCAUAAUGGAUGUUCGUAGAGAUUAUCGUAUAACGGUUGCCUUAUCUUGGUUUAAGCGACAUUUUCCAUGUGAUGAAGUUGGAGAACUUUUCUCAAAAGCAGAUCUUUCAAAACAUAACGCAUCACAAUUGUAUAAAGAAGUUUUCCAAGAAUGUGAAAAGAAGCUAGAUUUUGAUGGAAGCAGCGGUCAGCUUCUUCUGCGGAUUCUUUUACAAAUGACAAUGAGUGAUUUUUCUAAACUUACUAGCACAGCUCUUUCUGUACUAUUCCGUCAUUUCACGCAAUAUCAAGAGUUCGUUGAUGAUCUCAAACAAGUUCAACUAUUAGUUUCAAAUGAUGAUGUAGAAAAUUAUCAACAAAUUGAUCGCGAUUUGUUCAUUUUGAAAAUACUGACAGAAAAAAGUGAACUUUGGGUACAAGCUGAGAAAGGACGAAGUUGUAGUAGCUCCAGCUUCGAAGAACACAGCUUGAAUAUUGAUGAGUCGCCAAAAUCUGAUACAUCAGUACAAUCUACUAGCCAACAAUUAGAAGAUAAUGGUUUGAGUGCUCCUCGUGCAUUUUAUAAUUAUGAAAGCUUUCGUCUACUGGUAAUAAAGAUUGAUGAACAUUAUCUUUCCUCUAGAAAUGAAUGCAUAAAGCUACUCCGAGAGCUACUCUUGGGAGAUGAUCGUAUGCAAGCAGCUUCUGCUUUAUGUGAUCUGUCCGAACUUGCACCCCUUAUAGGAUAUCCACUCAUAAGACAGAUUUUAUACCGGCUCAAGCAACUGUGUUAUAGAGAUAAAAAACCAGAUAAAAUGAAUCAGCAAUUACUGAGAAAUAUGCGUGUGCAUGAGUACAUUCUUGGUUUUCUGUCUGUUCCUUACGACAAAAAAAUUGAUGCUGAAAUGCCAAAACUUGUUACCCUAUGCCAUGAAUUCUUACGAAGCUUCUGUCGAAAUAAUAUUGAAAAUCAAUUUCGGUUGCAUAAAUACAUUUCUGUUGAGCAAGAUGCAAAAGAAGGAUGCUUGAGAGUAAAUACGAUUGAAGAAGUUGUAACGUUAAUAGCGAUUUUUAAAAAUAAUCGUAUAUUGUGUCAUAAUAUAUCUGAAAAACUAAUUGCUCAUGUUGUUGCUAUGAUCGAACAUAAAGCACGCAGUGUGGUAUAUAUUGAAUUUCUUCAAACUGUAGUUAUGGAGCACGGCAAAGAAAUUGAAUCUGCUCAAGAAAAAGUUGCGCUAGAGAUUUGUUCGUCUUCUGAUGAUGUCAGAAUGUUUUAUGCAGACAGUGCAAGUUUUGAACAGUUGAAGCAAAUGAUGCAAAAUACAGGUCCUGAAGAGUUGAAUGCAGAUCAUCCUUUGCGUUAUCAUAUCGACCUAGUACGACUUCUCACUUUAUGUACUCGUGGCAGGAAUAGCACGACGGAAUUAAAGUGCGCUUCACAACUUUCUAUGGAUCAUAUUGUCCGUGUUGUAACGUCACCUUGCUGUUUGAUACAGGUGAAAGAUGUUUAUUUGCAAUUUAUGUUACAUUGCUAUAUAGAUGCGGAUGCAGAAAUGAAAGAUAUCGAUAAUGUUGAAUUCAUAGAGAAAAUUCUAAAGAAUAUUCUUGAUGACGUAAAGAUGUAUAUACACUCAUUGUUAGAGCUGAAAUCAGAGAAGCUUUCCUUGUUGCCCAAUUCAGCACUGGAAAAGUAUGUCUGUUAUACAGUAACUGAAGUGUUGAUUAACCUGUUUGAAAGGCGCUCAAGUCGUCAUUCCAUCACGGAUAUUUCGCAGCAUCACGAAUCUUUCUCCAAAAUAAUUCAAUGUCUUAGUCGUUUACAAAAAGAAUUAGCAAAAAAAGGUUUUGCUAAAAGUUGGUAUCGUAUUGCAGAAUGUGUUAAGCGACUUAGCAAACGAGCCGAAGAAAAUGGAGUAAUGUUGCCGGCUGAUGUUUGCAUGCCACCAGUAUCUGCAGCAGAAACCGCAAAACAGCGUUGGCAAUCUGCUGUUCAUUCAGCUCGUUUUAUUAAUCAAGCGAAUAUGCUAACAAAAACUCGUCUCCAAGUUUCACAUCUUGCUCGCAUAACUGAAAGCUUUAAUAAUGUUGUUGAAUGUUAUCAGGCAAUGGUGGAAGAAUUCAAAAGUUUUGCAUUACCAUUGCAAGCAGCUGAAACAUCAGUGCUGGUGGAUAUUUUAUAUGCUCCAGAAAGAUUGUUUAAACCUGACUCCGACUUAUAUAAAAAAUGUGAAAACGGUGGAGUCAUUUCAAAAUUAAUUCAACAUUGCAAAUUGCUUCUGCAACAUGAACAGCAUGCUCUAUGUGUUCGUGUUCUACAGACUCUUUGUCAAAUGACAUCAAACGCAAAAUCUAGUCCUAUUAAUGAGGCAAUAGAUGUACGAAUUCGAUCGUUGAAACGGUAUUUUGGUGAUGAUGCUCUGUGUAAUAUAAAAAGAAAUGAAAAUAAUCCAUUACCACUGAAUAAUGAAUAUGAGCUUGGACAUGAAUUGAAACCAACAAAAGAAAUAUCUUUAUAUGAUAUACAAUGUAAAUUAAAUAGCGCCGGUGCCAGUGAUUUGGUAAUUGAUCUAAUCAUGGAAGAGCCAAACUAUGAAAUUUUCUACAUGACACUCCAACUUUCGAAAGCGCUACUUCAUGAAGGAAACUAUGAGGUGCAAAUGUCAUUUUACAAUCACUUGAUAGAACGUACAGUGUCGGAACCGUUCUUCAAUGCCUUAAAAACAAAACUGCAAAUAGCACAGAACAAGUUGAAAAGUGAUUUAAUGGCUUGUAACGACUUGCGUCCACCAUCUGUGAUGAAUUCACCAUUGCCUGAAGUUUCUGCCCAGCUUCUGAAAGAAGAAUUAAAAGCUACUAAUGACGAUUUAAGUACACAUUUACCAUCACCUUUGAAUACUUGCAUCCCUGGAUCGCUUAGUCCUGAUAUGAAUCUACAUAUAAAAAUCGCUAUUAUUGAACCUAUUCUACGGUUUCUGCAGUUAUUAUGUGAGAAUCAUAAUUUGGUGUUACAGAAUUUCUUACGAUAUCAAGGCAGUAGACAGAAUUAUAAUUUGGUUGAUGAAACACUCAUGUUUCUAGAUGUUAUUUGUGGCAGUACAAAAGGAUGUUUGGGUGUGUUCGGUGAAAUAGGCGAGCACAAUUUUUCACUCAUUACUCAAACUUUGGUCACUUUAACAGAAUUUUGCCAAGGACCUUGUCAUGAAAACCAGAACGCUAUUGCUAGCCAUGAAUCUGGUCUUAAUAUGAUCAUAUCUUUGGUGCUAAAUGAAAUCAAACCUCUUUGCGUUGCGCGCAUGGAUUUGGCAUUAGAAAUAAAAAGUGCUGCAUCAAAAUUGUUACUAGCAGUAAUGGAAUCACGUCAUGAUGCUGACAACGCGGAACGUGUCCUUAGAAACAUGAAACAUAUGAGCAAUGGGCCAAAGCAAUUGAUUCAUGCAAUUGAAUUGGCAUAUGAGAUGUCAGAAUCAACGGAAUUUGCAAUAUCAAAGAUUAGAAGAAAAUUUGAAACAAAUCAUUCAUUGACAAAAUCGAGUGCUAAAGCAAAUGGUCACGAUACCUUUUGUCAAGGAAAUGAUGUUGCACCAAAUUUGUCCACGAAUUCAAUUCUUAUUGAUCCACAAGAGGUAGGACACAACAUUUUUAUUCUUGCAACACAACUUUCUCGACACGAUGAAAAGCUUCGUGAAGCUUUAAAUCCUGAAAAUAACAAGGAUUCUGUUACUUCUAAAGCUUUGUCGUACUACAAACAGCAUACCGCACAAAUUGAAAUAGUGCGCAAUGAUCGAAAAAUGGAGAGAGUUAUAUUUCCUAUUCAUACUGUGUGCGAAUAUUUAACACCAGAAACGAAAAUGAACAUUUUACUAGAGACUGAACAAGAUGCUCAGGGAUCGAAGGUUACUGAAUUUUUCGACAAGUGGUUUGAUCUAUUUGAAGAAAUGAAAUGGCAGCAAAAACUUCAAAAUCGAAAGUAUUUUAGCAAUUGUGCAAAACGUCUCAUACUCUGGAAGAGGAUAUCAUUUUUUCUUGCUAUUCUUGUUAAUGCGUUGAUUGCAAUAUUUUAUCCAUUUUCUGUAAAAAAUGAACCUGUAGUUUCAACAUUACGCGUUGUCGGCAUACUUCAGUUGAUUAACAAAUGUGUACAUAUAAUAAGCUAUGUUGGAAAUCGAGGUUUAAUUGACAAGACAUGGCCUGAGCGACUUCAAGAUAGUGGCAUCUGGUAUCAUCUUGCAUAUUUGUUUAUCUGUAUUCAAGGGCUUUGCAUCCAACCACUGUUUUAUGCCUUACUUUUAGUCGAUAUUAUUGCAAGUGAAGAAACUUUACGAAAUGUAAUUCGGUCUGUAACACGGAACUGGCGAUCUAUUAUAAUGACCGGGUUAUUGGCUGUUAUACUUGUAUAUCAUUUUUCAAUUGUUGGAUACUUGUAUUUUCAAAAAGGUGUCUUGUCUUCCAUUGAAAGAAGUGAUUAUAAAGUUUGGUCAUGUGAAACUCUUCGUAUGUGCAUCAUAACAACCCUGAAUUGGGGUCUCCGAAAUGGAGGUGGUAUUGGAGAUGUCCUUCGUAAUGUGGGACCAAAUGAAGACUCAUUCAUGCUUCGGAUUAUUUACGACUUGGCGUUUUUCAUUGUGCUCAUUAUUAUUGUACUGAAUUUGGUGUUUGGUGUUAUCAUUGAUACAUUUGGUGAUUUGAGAGCUGAAAGAAAUGAAAAAGUUGAUCAGCUAAGAAAUAAUUGUUUUAUUUGUGGUCUUGGGAGAGGAAGAUUUGAUAAUAAGCUUGUCACCUUCGAAGAGCAUCGUAAAAAUGAGCACAAUCUAUAUCAUUAUUUAUAUUUUAUUGUGUGGUUACAAGUUAAAGAUGAAACAGAAUUCACUGGUCCGGAAAGCUAUGAGCACAAAAGUGACUGGUUUCCUCGAAUGCAAGCAAUGUCACUAGCUGAAGAAAAUCAAGAGAUAGAGCAGAUAGAUGACAUUGCUGAUAUUCGUGGCUCACUUUACAAGAAACCAAAUUUGUAAUU